AUGGAAGGAUCUAUUGAUUGUUAUUUUAAUAAAUUAUUAGAAGGUAUGGAGAGAAACAAUCUCGCAUCAAGGCACAGACGACGACAAUUGGUAAAAUUUCUUUCUGAUGUCAUUGAUAAUUCUGCAAAAGUCGAAAUUGUAGAUGAAAUAGAAAUUUGCGAACGCAUAGUGAGAGCAGCUUUACGAUAUCAUAAUAUUUCUAUGACUGAAAACUACUCAAUUUGCAUACUUGGAAAAUUUCAUAACGUUCUUUACAUUGCGGCUAAACUCUGCUACGAUUGGCAAGUCAACAAUAACGAACUUGUAAUUAAUAUUCUUAAUGACAUAUUCUACUGUGAAAAAUCUUUUGAAAGAAUAUUUAUUGGGGCGAUUCUUGGAACCAGAGUAACACACUUUUUGUCAGGAUGGAAAAGUGAUUUUGAAAAUAAAGAGGAGAAUAUAAAGGCUUUGGUAUACUUUUUAGAUCAUGCGAUUCAAGCUCGUUUAGAAUUUUAUUGUCUCUCUUUAUCAUCAACAAGAAGGUUCAUUGAUGUGCCGAUGGAAUCAUACGGGCAAGUAGUACCUCUGCACGUAGCUGUACAAAAUGCUUCACCAGAUAUUCUCCAAAUAAUGCUCCGAUACGGUGCAUCCAUUAAAGACGACCGAUUUAUUCCUGCUCCUAUUGAGGUUCUUCUUGCUCGGAUAAAUGAAUACAACGAGGAAGUUACAUGCCCACAGCAGCUGCUUAUUUGUCUUAAACUACUACUACGUACAAUACCUACCAUAAUUAUUAAGAUACCUAAUCAUCUAACAGAUUCUAACAAUAUCCAGAAUAUUUCUAUUUAUAAACAAUAUCCAAAUCUCGCUCUAAGAAAACUUCUUCCUCCAGAGAGAUUGGGUAGUGUUCCACCUGAGCUGAAACAUUUGUGUAGAUGUCGAAUAAGACAGUGUCUUUCGGAUAAUUGGGCACUUCCUCAUGGCAUAAAACUACUACAGAUACCUAAAUUAUUACAAGAUUAUCUUGAUCUUUUAACCGAUUAAAAAAUCAAUAAAAUUCAUGACUAUUAAAUGGAUGAUACAAGUCAAUUAUUUAAAUAUAUAGUAUCUAAUUGUUAGACCAAAUGGAAUUUCCUUCCAUAAGAAUACCAACGUAUUUUAAAAAUUGUCAAUUUAUUAUUGAUAACAUGAUUUCCAUUUUGAAAUUUGUUGAAAGAUAUAUUAAUCUGCUUAUUAAAGAUGUACAACCGUAUUUAUCACAACAUUAAUGACAACAUUGAUGGGUCGGUCAUGUUUCAAUCACAUUAAAAAUAUCGUUCACAGCCGUUUAAAAGCAAUACCUACAUUCUGAAACUAUUGUUACUUCGUUAUUAAUGUUUUUUAUAAUUGACUAA
Ceratosolen solmsi marchali is the source of this 1370-nucleotide messenger RNA. It is a transcript of the gene stops, whose product is annotated as SOCS domain-containing protein stops. The coding region runs from base 1 to 1020 and encodes 339 amino acids. The record is from RefSeq and is a predicted model, not a curated record. The transcript is spliced from 3 exons. Lineage: Eukaryota; Metazoa; Arthropoda; Insecta; Hymenoptera; Agaonidae. Gene Ontology annotation, biological process: intracellular signal transduction. Gene Ontology annotation, molecular function: protein binding.